UCAUUCUAUCUUCUUUAUUAAGCCAAUUGCUCUCUCCUAAUAUAAACUCCAUUUAUCUCUUCAACUCUUUCCAUUUCUCUCAUGUGAUCAUUUCUAUCUUCUUUUUAUUAUUAAUUACUGGUUUUUUCUUCCAACAUAAAUAAAUAAGGGAAGCAUGAAGGAGAGAUCCAUGGAGAAGUUUGUAGUUUUUCCAUUCUCUUUAGGGUGUGUUUCUGAAUCAAGUGUUCCAGUUGCCAAUACCAACACAAAGAAUUCAGAACUAAAUCAGGUCCCAACAAAAAGACAAGUAGGAGAAGAUAGUCCAUCAAAAGUGAAAAUCAAUGGUUUUUUGGUGAGACAACGAAUUUCUCAAGGAGUGCACACAUUGAAAAGGAAUUUCAAAGGUUUCUAUCAAUUAUUUGUGUACAAAGAAGAGAUUGAAGAAAUGGAGAUGGAAAUAGGGUAUCCAACAGAUGUGAAGCAUGUAACACAUAUAGGAUGGGAUGGAUCUACCAAAAUUAAUCCAAUGAUCAAAGGCUGGGAUAAUUCAAAGGAACCAGAUUUACUUUCUUUUCCCUCAAUUUCUAUUCAACAAUUUCAACUUGCUAUGACUUCGCAAGCUGGUGGAUCAUCUAGGUUUUAGUAGUUGCAACUAAUUUUCAUUGACUUUUUAUGUAACUUUUUUUUUUCUGUUUCGUUUGAUAUCGAUCAACUAAAUUCAAGUAUGCGCGGAAAAAGUCUUAAGACAAUUUUAUAACUAGAGCUCGAAUUUGAGAUCCGCGAUUAAGUAUGAAAGAGUCCAUUAUUUUUUGUUGGUA
Messenger RNA from Solanum dulcamara, 797 nucleotides. RefSeq names its product CRIB domain-containing protein RIC4-like. NCBI's taxonomy places the organism in Eukaryota, Viridiplantae, Streptophyta, Magnoliopsida, Solanales, Solanaceae. The record is from RefSeq and is a predicted model, not a curated record. The transcript is spliced from 3 exons. The coding region runs from base 155 to 622 and encodes 155 amino acids.